This is a messenger RNA of Plectropomus leopardus (leopard coralgrouper), 3953 nucleotides long. It is a transcript of the gene trappc12, whose product is annotated as trafficking protein particle complex subunit 12. Gene Ontology annotation, cellular component: TRAPP complex; Golgi apparatus. Lineage: Eukaryota; Metazoa; Chordata; Actinopteri; Perciformes; Serranidae. Gene Ontology annotation, molecular function: protein binding. The record is from RefSeq and is a predicted model, not a curated record.
GCGCAGUAGAGUUGUAUCUGUCAGACUGCAGAAAGAGCAGUAAUAUGGAUAGUGGGGAGGCACCUGCUCAGCGGCCAGUCACCUUGGACAUUACAGUGGAGGAUGUAACCAAGGAAGCCCCCGGCCCAGACCCUCCAGAGCCAGCCACCAGCCAGACCCCUUCCAGAGAAAACCUCAUUCCCCAGGAGGACAGCAUCGACUUGGGCGGGGACUUCGCUACCCCUCAGGAGGACAGCAGCGCCACACCUUCGGAGAGCCUCAUGGACAAGCUCAAUGACCAGAUGAUGGAGAGUGUUAUGAUUUCUGACUCACCUAAUAACAGCGAGGAGGACGAUGUAGCUCCCAUGGACUCCUUUCUGGAUGGAGGAGAGGAGGAGGAGAAUGCACAAGAGACAUCAGGCGACAAAGAGGAAGACAGUGAAAUUGGACAGAAUACAACUGAGAUUACAGUUUCAGUUGAAGAGCAGGAGAAAGACGGUUCCGUGGAAAAAGAAGACGAGGACACAAAGGAGCAGACCGACACACAGGAGCAGGUCACAGCCUCUCUUUCACCUCAAGAAAAUGUGCAGAGCCCAUCUGAUCUUAAAAGUGAGGAGCCAGCACCACAAGAAGUUAAAGGGACAAGCCCAAAAGACGAACCUGUGCCGGUGUGCACCAUAUUCAGCCAGGGCACCCAGCCGAAGUCUCUGGUGCCCGAUGGCUUCCAGCCCACCCUCAUCAAGUCCCCCAGCUUCAGCAUGGGAAGUGGCGGAGGACAUGAUGAGGUAGUGACCCCCAGUAAACUGACGGCUCCCCUUGUGUGUCAGCCCAGCCCCAGCCUCAGUAAGUUCUUCACUGACAAUGGACAGGUCAAUCCAGCCUCUGACUUUUUUGAUUCCUUCACCGUCCCCUCCUCCUUUAUCUCUGUUUCAAACCCAAAUGCUGAGGUCCCUCCUGGUCCCAGCCCAGCACCCAUAGUCCCCACCCCUGAGCGCCAGCUGUCUUCCACUUCCUCCUCCAUCUCCACCCCAGGAGGACCUCUGGACUCAGGUGCUCCUACCCCUAGUUCAGUGUUUAGUCCUGCCCCUACGGUAGCCACCACCAAGCCCCAGCCUCCUCCACCCCAGGCAGCCCCAGCUCCAACUCAAGCCCCUGCCCCAGCUGCCCAGCCCUUUAACCAGCUCCAGGCUGUGUUUUCUGGCAGCGAUGAUCCAUUUGCGACAGCGCUGAGCCUGAGUGAGGUCGACCGGCGUCAUGAUGCCUGGCUGCCAUCUGAGGAGACCAGGAAGGCGCUGAUCUCUGUGGCUACUCAGCAGUACAGCCCUGCUUAUGUGGAGACCAACAGACUCACCAUGCCUGGACUCAAGUUUGACAACCUUCAGGGCGACGCUGUGAAAGACUUAAUGCUUCGUUUCCUUGGAGAACCAGCUGCAAUGAAGCGCCAGGUCCUCACCGCCAACUCUGUGGAACAGUCCUUCACAGGCCUCAAACAGCUCAUCAGUAGUAAAAACUGGCGGGCUGCGGUGGAUCUGACGGGCCGGCUGCUGACAGCUCAUGGUCAGGGAUAUGGAAAAGCUGGCCAGCCAACCUCCCACACCACCGACUCACUGCAGCUCUGGUUUGUGCGGCUGGCCCUCCUGACCAAGCUGAACCUCUUCCAAAAUGCUGAACUGGAGUUUGAGCCCCUUGGCAACCUGGAUCAACCAGACCUCUUCUAUGAGUACUACCCUGCUGUUUACCCUGGGAGGAGAGGCUCCAUGGUGCCGUUCUCCAUGCGGCUGCUGCAUGCCGAGCUUCCCCAGUACCUGGCCAAGCCCCAGGAGGCUCUGGACCGCCUGCACAAUCUCAAAACCGUCUGCCUUGCUAUUCUGGAGAACUUGGAGAAAGGCUUGGCUGAGGAUGGCAGCAUGAUCACCCUAACACAGGAGAACAGGCAAGCGUCUCUCAAGCUGUGGAGGUCUCGCCUCAGCCGGGUCAUGUACUCCAUGGCCAACUGUCUACUGCUGAUGAAGGACUAUGUCCUGGCUGUGGAGACCUAUCACUCCAUCAUCCAGUAUGAACCCCAGCAGAGAGUGCAGCUGCUCAGUGGCAUAGGACGCAUCUUCUUACAGAUCGGAGACGUUAAAACGGCAGAGAGGUACUUCCAGGAUGUGGAGGAAGCCUGCCAGAUGACAGGGAGCCAGCCCAGUCACACCACAUGCGUGCUGAUGAACAGGGCCUUUGUCUUCCUCAGCCAGAACAACUACGCUGAAGCACACGCAUCCUUCACUGAUGUCUUGAAAAUUGACCCGAAAAACCCUGUUGCCAACAACAACGCAGCGGUGUGCUUGCUCUAUCUUGGACGUCUGAAGGAGUCCCUGGGCCAGCUGGAGGGCCUGGUGCAGCAGGACCCUGCACUCUACCUCCACGAAAGCGUCCUCUUCAACCUGACCACUAUGUACGAGCUGGAGUCGUCUCGCAGCACCCAGAAGAAGCAGGCUCUGCUGGAGGCCGUGGCCUGCCGAGAGGGGGACAGCUUCAACACACAGUGUCUCAAACUGGUCUAAGAGGCAAGUAUAUGAACUGGGAGGGGACACACACUAUUGCAUUCUCUUUCAGUGUGGCAGGGAGUAAAACACAGAGAGUAGAGUCCUUAGAGGAGUAGAAAGCUCCAGCUCCUAUGAGAGUGUGGUGACAGAAAAGUGAAUGUUUAGUGCUUAGUUUGGUUUCCCAAAAGCAGGUUGAUAUAACAUCUUUCAGAACUGGUUUUAUAAUUAUAAAUGCAUUUGGGAAGCCCAGGUACACAUUUUCUUUCACAUCAGCCUGCACAGGGCGCAGCACUCCUAUCCUUUUAAAGGGCGACCCAGUAAUGAUUCACACAUUUACUUACAGCAACAGAAACCGUGGUGGACUGACAUUCUGGAAAGGGAAUAGCCCUACAAAAAAAUCCUGCGUGCACAGAAGUUGAUGUUCAUUUUAUUUUACAGAUUAAAGGAAUAGUUUGACAUUUUGGGAAGUUUUGCAUAUUUACUUUCAUGCCGUGAGUUAGAUAAGAACAUUGAUACCACUCUGUAAUGUAAAUAUCAAGCUUUAGGGAAUGUUCUGAUAAUGCCAUUGUGAUACAGAAAUGCCUUCAAAAUCUGAUCAACGGGAAGUUAUGUCUACAUGAAUAUUUUUGAAAGGAUGUAUAUUUUGUAGGGAGUUUAUGCUUUAGUUUGCUCCUCUUCCUUUUCACUUGAAAAUAUUGCAUUCGUUGAAUUUGAAUCGCAGUGAAAAGAAACUGUUUUUGGUAACAGGUCAUUCAACAGCUUUACUUGCUGUUAAAGACUUGCAGUCUUUAUGCUAACUUAAGCUAACCAGUUUUUCGUUUUUACUUAGCAUGAAGCUGCAGGCAGGAGACAGUUACUUUAUUUAGCUAAGCAUAAAGACUGCAAACAGGGGAGAACAGUUAGCCUUGUUUUGUCCAAACUGAUUUUUUUAACCUUUGGAAAGCCAAUAUUUAACAUGCAGACAUUGAACUUAAAAUAAAAAUAUUAGCAGGAGCUAGCUUAGCUUAAAGACUGAAAAGAGGGGGAAACGGCUAGCCUGGUUCUGUCUGAAGGUAACAAAAUCCGCCUACCAUCAUGUCUAAAUCUCACUAAUUAACAUGUUUUGCAGAUUUUGUACACCUUUGGAGAGCCAUGCUACCUGAUGUCCCCUGCUUCCAGUCUUUAUGCUUAGUUAAGUUAAUCAGCUGCUAACUGUAGCUUAACAUUAAACAUACAGACACGAAAGCGGGAUCAGUCUUCAAAACUAAAUCUCUGUAAGGAUGCAAAUAGAAGUAUUUCCCAAAAUGUCAAACUAUUCCUCUAAAUAUUUUAUCAAAGAAAUUCGAGUCACACCACCACAAAGGAAUCAUAAAAUUCAGCAUUGUGUGAUUAGAAGAGAGACCUCAAAUUGCACUUCAAACCGGCAGCGGUUUUAAGGGAGUUGCAGGCUCAUAAUGCGAGUCUUGA